GAUGUUCCCGACCUUUGAGCGACCAGAAAAACAAGGGAAGGAAGCCACUUUGCGCUACAAAAGGAGGAGGUGGAUCUGAAGCUAUCUUUCCGUGGAUGUCGAACGGACGUGCAAUGGUCUACUGUACUGCAUUCAGUGUUUGAGGAUCUUAAUUAGUGGACAGGAACAAGGAACCAGAAGCUGGUUAGGUGGAUACUUAGCUAGGUAGGUGUCGGAGUCGAGUUAAGGGGCUGGACGUGUUUAAGGUGCCAACACCUUCACGAGAUCUACUGAAGACACCACAGGAGAAGACUCCAAAAGAACCCGAGAAAAAGAGCGAGUGUUCUACGGAAGAAGGGAGAGAGAGAAGAGAGAGAGAGAGAGAGAGUUUGGGUGGAGGAAAUGGAACGUAGAAGGCAAUAGGGGAAGUACCGCUCGUUAAGGAAUCCUUUCGAUUGUCUCCGCCUUGGCUCUCCUCGCAAGGAGUUGUUAGCUUAGGGAGGAAAGCUGGCGAACCGGUGGUGGGCGGGGAGCGUGGCGAUGGGCGGAAUAGACCCCGUCGUCGCCACCACUCCCUCGACCCCUUCCCUCCAUGUCCGCAACCCCAACGCCCAACUCAGCCCCCACCGCCGAGACCUAGCGGACAACCCCGCUACCCCGAACAGCAGCAGCAGCAAGAACAACAACAACAACAACAACCAUGUCAAGGACGACGACGCCGGCACCGGAGACGACCACUCCGGCGGUGGCGGUGGUGGCCUUGACAUGGUCGAAGCCGGAUCAGGCGGGAGCGGAGGCGGUAGCGGCAACUCCGGACGCCGCCCUCGGGGCCGGCCGCCCGGGUCGAAGAACAAGCCGAAGCCGCCCGUCAUCAUCACGAGGGAGAGCCCCAACGCGCUCCGCUCUCACGUCCUCGAGAUCGUCAGCGGCACCGACAUCAUGGACGCCAUCGCCGUCUUCGCCCGCCGCCGUCAGCGCGGCGUCUCGAUUUUGAGCGGCAGCGGCGUCGUCACCAACGUCACGCUCCGGCAGCCCGCCGCGCCGCCAGGCUCCGUCAUCACUCUCCAUGGACGGUUCGAGAUCCUCUCUGUGUCAGGCGCAUUCCUUCCGGCGCCGUCGCCCCCAGGCGCCACGGGGCUGACCGUGUACCUCGCCGGUGGGCAAGGGCAGGUGGUGGGUGGGGUCGUGGCCGGGGAAUUGGUGGCCUCGGGGCCGGUUUUGAUCAUAGCAGCCACCUUCGCUAACGCCACCUACGAACGGUUGCCGCUCGGCGACGACGAGCCCGAGGCGGCUGCAGCACCACCGGGAUCGGAGGAAAUGCAGUUGCUACAGAGCCCAGGAGGAGAUGGAGCAGGUGGUGGUUCGUCGUCACACCAGCUGCAUGCCGGAUUGGCGACCGACCCCCCUCUCUUCAAUCCACCGCCGAGCCUGCUUCCCAAUGGGCAGAUGCCGCACGAGGUGUUCGGUGCGUGGACCUCAACGAGUUCGCGUCAUCCGCCAUCCUACUGAUGAUCUAUAUAUAUCACAAGGUAUCAUUCAUUUCCCUUUGACAACUAUUCAUGGACGAUUAUUCAUGCCAGAGACGACUGACGACAUUCAUGCAGAUUACUGGUCAAGUAGUUGUUUGAUGAACAAGAUCCGAGUAUUACCUGGAAACCAUCUGUGGAGG
Molecule: messenger RNA, 1648 nt
Organism: Musa acuminata subsp. malaccensis (wild Malaysian banana)
Lineage: Eukaryota; Viridiplantae; Streptophyta; Magnoliopsida; Zingiberales; Musaceae
Product: AT-hook motif nuclear-localized protein 23
Cellular component (GO): nucleus
Molecular function (GO): DNA-binding transcription factor activity; minor groove of adenine-thymine-rich DNA binding
Source: RefSeq, a predicted model, not a curated record